Chinchilla lanigera (long-tailed chinchilla) is the source of this 1385-nucleotide messenger RNA. It is a transcript of the gene Pcp4l1, whose product is annotated as Purkinje cell protein 4 like 1. The record is from RefSeq and is a predicted model, not a curated record. The transcript is spliced from 3 exons. The coding region runs from base 240 to 446 and encodes 68 amino acids. NCBI's taxonomy places the organism in Eukaryota, Metazoa, Chordata, Mammalia, Rodentia, Chinchillidae.
AAAAGGUGGAGCCAGCGGAGGUGCUAGGAGCUGCUCCGCCAGGACGGGGUCGCUGGGGUCCCAGGCUGGGAGCUGAGCGCUGAGACCCGCAGGUGCCGGCAGGAAAGCACCAGCUCAGCGCACCAACUUGCUAUUUCUGCUCAGCCGAGGUCCUACCCUCGGAGCCCGCGACUCUCGACUGCUGUCCACGCGUCCCCGAGGACCCCGCACCUCACCUGUAUUCCCGUCCAGCUGCAGCGAUGAGCGAGCUUAACACCAAAACAUCCCCAGCAGCCAACCAGGCAUCUGGCCCAGAGGAAAAAGGGAAGGCUGGCAAUGCCAAGAAGGCUGAGGAGGAGGAGGAGAUUGACAUCGAUCUGACAGCACCAGAGACGGAGAAGGCUGCACUUGCCAUUCAGGGCAAGUUCCGGCGAUUCCAGAAAAGGAAAAAGGACCCCAGCUCCUGAAUGGCCAGCCUUGCCCUUCACGCUGCUACCUUCUUUCCCCUUCUCCACAGCCCUGACUCCCAUGUGUCUUGGCCCUUUGUCCCUCUAGCCUCUCACUGAGGCAAAGUCAACCUUUCUAUAUUUUUUUCUCUGGCACUCUGAAGCCAUCACAGCAGUAAGAGGCACAAGGAGCAUGGAGAAGAUGAGGAACUUCAGUUGGCAGCUGUUUCCCUAAGGGUGAACCAGUCUCUCCUUGGGCUGAGUGUCUAGGCCUGCCCUGUGGGGUUGGAGCACAAGAGGCUUUGAGGUUGAGAGGUCCCCACCACCACCAACAACAACAAUGUGGGAAAGAGGGAAAACCUUUAGAGGAGGGUGCCUGAGAGUGGGGCAGAGGCACUGUCUGCCAGUUGCCACAUUCACACUUCCUGUGACAUUCUUUCCCUUUCAGAUCCUUCUGCACUACCAGCUCCAGUUUCCUAAGAUCAAAGUCACAGUGGGGACUGGAGCCUCCUUUGCCCCAGGCAGCUUACCGUGUUAGUGCAUGCUGAGCAGCUUAGUUCCCACCCAGGGAGGCAAGGAAAAUUUUCCUUCACUAUCCAGUCUAAGAUUAUAGUGGGCAGAGGCAGGACAGGCUCCAGGGGCUGUAAACAGGGAAACGAGGUGUAGAGGGGAUUUAGGUAAGAAAGAAAAGUCAAGAAUGGGAAGAUCUCUAAAGCCAUGGGCUACAGCCAGUAAAACUGUAGUACAUGAAAGAUUCUUGGGGCUUUGCUAACCUGCCUGCCUCUAACCGUCAACUUUAGCCACACCACCCACCUCAAGCUGCACGAGCCAAGUGACCCUGGUAGUUCCCACCUGCCCCACUGUGGAGUCAGGGCAGACACGGAAUAGCUACUCUGUGAUUUUAGCAUGUUUAACAAUUAUAACAAUAAAAACCCCUCAGAUGGGGUCAUUGAACCUCUA